AAUCGGAUGUAAACGGAACUCUUCUUUACAAAGAGAUUCGACUAACAUCAUGGCGCUGAUUUGAAAAGCGGAAAAUGUCCUGGAUAUAAUAACCUGAAGUAAACAGAAACAUGCCAGAGUGGAUCGUCUGAACAUAAUGGAACAUAACAAAGAAAAUGUUUCUCCAAAAGGUUUAAAUGUUCAAUAUGGCGUUGGCGGUGAUGGGUUUGCCAUACCUAAGGCUCCAAGCAUCAAUGAUUUUACAAUCCUCAAGCCAAUCAGCAGAGGGGCUUUUGGCAAAGUCUUUCUGGGAUGCAAAAAGAACAACCACAAAAAAUACUAUGCAAUUAAAGUGAUGAAGAAAGCUGAGAUGGUCAACAAAAAUAUGGUCAAUCAAGUGAUUGCAGAGAGAGAUGCCUUGGCCUUGACGAAGAGUCCAUUUGUAGUGAGGCUUUUCUAUUCGUUACAGUCAAAGCAGAAUAUAUAUUUGGUGAUGGAGUAUCUGAUUGGGGGUGAUGUCAAGUCCCUGCUGGCUGUGUAUGGCUACUUUGAUGAAGACAUGGCCACAAUGUACACUGCUGAAGUAACAUUGGCUCUGGAAUAUCUCCACAACCAUGGCAUCACACAUAGAGACCUCAAGCCGGAUAACAUGCUGAUAUCUAAUGAAGGACACAUCAAGCUGACUGAUUUUGGUCUGUCGAAUCUCUCCUUGAACAGACAGAUAAGCAUUGGUGAUGUACUGAAUACUCCAUCCUUUGCCAAGCACAGCGCCAGAGGCAAGGACUUCUACAGGACACCAGGACAGGUGCUCUCAUUAACCAGUUCCCUUGGAUUUACCACUCCAGAUCCCAACAGAAGACACAGCCUCUCAUAUUCUGACAGUCCUCUUCUGCGCCCACGUGCAUCUCGAAUGAAAAGCUCUGUAGGGGGCAGUGGUGUUUUUGGGUCUGGUGCUCAAUCCAGCAUUUUUGCAACACCCACAGAGAGGAGGAACAGUAUCCAACUAGCUCGAAUGACACCACCAGUGCAGAGCCUGACGCCUACUAUGAAGGAAUCUCAAAAUCGUAAAAAUUCCAUCACAAGUGAACAUGGCCACAUGACUGGCCAUGGUAGGAGAAAUUCACGUACCCCAGCCUUAAUAGGAUUUCGAGGUCGACUAGAUUCCAUUCUUGGUUCCCCGGAUGUAUCUCAGCAAAGGACAAGCAGUGUCGCUUCUCAUGUGAAAGGACCUGAACCUGCCUUAGCAACACCUCUAUCAGCCUCACUUGGCAUAUCAGCCUCACUGGCCAGCGCUUCAGAAAUGAACAGCACACCACAGCUGUUCAAGAGCAACUCGUCCAUAAAAAAUUCUUAUUCUGCCAAGAAUUUAAGGAGCAUGAGGGAUGGGUCUUUUGAAGAAGAGGAAAAUGAAGAUGACCCAGACUGUGACACUGCUGGUCAUGCACAAGUGCAUUCACCCAUUUCUAACCUUGAUGUUUUAGAUGAAGUGUGUGAUAACUCCCAAAUUGCAGACAAUGAAUUUGUGACACCUCAUGGACAAAAUGAAGGAGAACAGGAUCUCCACAUAUUGCCAGAUUCAAAUUUACCAAAAAUGCCAAGUGCUGUAGAGCAGCAUACAGACAAAGCAAAUGGACAACAGAUAUCUCCCACACAUUCCCAGAAUUCCCAUUUAAACACCAAAACUCCCAAUAAAGAAGCGUCUUCCUCCAUGCUUCUACAAGUCCCUAGUGACAGAGACAAAUUGGACAUGAUAAGUGGCCCAGGAGGAAGAAAAAGAAGCUUUGACUGUGUAGAAAAGAGCCCCUUAUCAAAGGCAGACCUUUUGGUUCUGUAUGCUGUCAACCACACAGGCCUCACAACAGAAAUUCACACCAUGGUCCUUCAUGGGGAUGAGCAUAGGCUGAAAAGGUGCAAUUCUCUGAAAUUUGAGGACCAUCAUGAAAGCACUCCUAUGGACACACACACUUCUCCCUUGCACGAGUCCAAGAGUGACGGUGUGCUUUAUCAACACAGCAGUGACAGUGCUGAGUUGAGUUCAUCUAAUUACACUGCUGAUUAUGGACCUUCUGAAGCAAGUAGUAGUGUGUUUUUUAUAGGAUCCAGUCCAAGCUCUUGCUGGAAGCCAAAACUGUUAGCCAGUAGUGCAAUAGGUUCAGCUACAUCAGAUUUCAGUGCAAUAGAAACUGCCAGAGUUGGAAACUCAAUAGAAAACAGCCGCUGUAUUAGUGAUUUUCAGGCUUCGUCAGUGCUCAGCAGCAUAGCUACUGCAAGUGACUAUAAAUACAGUGCAUCCCAUUAUACUACAGAGAGUAGUGUAUUUGAGUCUAUGUAUUCUACACCUGACAAAGCUUUUCAGCUCAACACCCAAAGUGUAAUACUCUGUGAAGAAACACAAGAUCACAACAACAGUGUCUGUUCUGUAUCUAGUCUUGAGCAUGACGCCUCCAUUGAAACUGCAUCUUUAGCAGACAGCAAAUCUGUUGGUGUAUUGAGCCCCCAGUCAAUACCAGAAAGUAUAGAACUUGAGGCACAGGAGGAGCACAAUUUAGACUCCAGUCACGAUCUAAGCCAUAGUUUUCAAGAGUUGUCCACUGAGGAAAAGUUGACUGGAGAGACAAGUGGAGAGGAUAAGGAGAUUGAGGUGAAACCUGUAGAAGGACACCCUGCCAGGAAGAGAUGUGAAAGUAACUCUGAGCCCUGCCCGCACACCUGUCCAAUGACCGAAAAAUCCACAAAGAAGAAGAAUGCUCAUUUUCUGGAUGUGCCUGACUUAAGGAGUGAUGAUGAUGAUGGGUUUGGCAAACACUCCACCAUGAUGUACACUCCUGGACCUAAACCAGCACUGAGAAGGGGUUCUUUCAUGACUCCAGGGCAGCCAGGUUUUCCACCUUUUCGCACUCCUAAAAGUGUUAGACGCGGCCCAGCACAAGAGAAGCAGAGAAUUCUGGGAACUCCUGAUUAUCUUGCACCUGAACUUUUGCUGCAGAAAAAGCAUGGUGUGGCUGUGGACUGGUGGGCUUUAGGUGUGUGUUUGUUUGAGUUCCUUACAGGAGUGCCUCCCUUCAAUGACCAAACUCCUGACCUGGUGUUUGAAAAUAUCCUUAACAGAGACAUCCCAUGGCCUGAGGAGGAAGAAGCUCUCUCAGAGAAUGCACACACUGCCAUUGAUGCAUUACUGAAUACAGAUCCUGAUAAAAGACCAAAAGCAAAUGAAGUGAAAGAGCACCCCUUGUUUGCUGGGAUAGACUGGGAAAACUUGUUGCAGCAAGAACCUCCAUUUGUACCAGCCCCAGAUGAUGAACAGGACACUACAUACUUUGAAGCUCGUAACAACCUGCAGCAUCUCCAAGUUUCUGGCAUUGACCUGUAGAUGGCUCUCUGCCAAGUGGUGACAUUUUCUAUUGGUAGCACAACAUAUUUUUGUAUAUUGUUGUACAAGAGAAGAUUUGAAACUUUAUAUUAUACAGAAUUGUCAGAAAAUAACUGUAUAUUACAGCAUUGGUUGUGGUGUAUUUAAAUUAUUUCUUAGCGUAUUUUUGUUACUUAGUUGCCAUGGAUAGAACUGGUGGAGAAAUUAUAGAAUUACCAACUUUAAAAAACCUAGCAAUGCCAAGAUACUGAAGUGCAAAUUGAUCUUCCCUUAAUAAAAAUAAGGUUGUGCAAUAUUUGAUAUUUCUGACAAAUGUUAUUAGAAUGAUGUCAGCAUGUAUUUCGAUCAAUUUCUGGGAAGUAAUGUUUUUUAAGCAAACUUUUUCUUUCUAAUAAGAUUUGCGUCAAUUCACCAAAAUACUGGGUUGAAAAAAUUAUGGUUGUUUGCUAAAUAUUGAUCUGCAUUCCAAGGGUCUUUUUAUUUUUCAAUGUCAAGGUUU
Molecule: messenger RNA, 3848 nt
Organism: Lingula anatina
Lineage: Eukaryota; Metazoa; Brachiopoda; Lingulata; Lingulida; Lingulidae
Product: serine/threonine-protein kinase greatwall
Biological process (GO): peptidyl-serine phosphorylation; intracellular signal transduction
Cellular component (GO): nucleus
Molecular function (GO): protein serine/threonine kinase activity; ATP binding
Source: RefSeq, a predicted model, not a curated record